This is a messenger RNA of Colletotrichum abscissum, 969 nucleotides long. RefSeq lists its product as uncharacterized. NCBI's taxonomy places the organism in Eukaryota, Fungi, Ascomycota, Sordariomycetes, Glomerellales, Glomerellaceae. The record is from RefSeq and is a predicted model, not a curated record. Bases 1 to 969 code for a protein of 322 amino acids. The transcript is spliced from 3 exons.
AUGAAGAGCUCUAUCCUCCUUUCCAUUGCGGCCAUCGCCGCCCAGGUCAUCGCCCUCCCUACCCAGGAGGACCGAUCCGUGGCUCUGCCCGUCCGAGACCUGAACUUCCCGGCUCAGGUUGAUGUUAGGCCUGUUCUGCGCCGCGCCAAGGGCGAGCAAGCCGGUGACAACGCCGACGUCCAGCAGGAGGGCGAGAACGCAGGCGAGAACGGAGUCGCCACUAAGAAGGCCGCCAAGGACGCCGCUGCAGCCGGAGGAGCCGGUGCCGCUGCCGGUGGUGCCACGUCCGGAGGAGCCACAGCCGGCGGUGCCGCCAACAACGGAACUGCCAACGCCGGAGGCAAGAAGAAGGGCAAGAAGGGCAAGAAGAACGCACAGGCCAAGGCUGCGGGCAAGAAGAACAACGCUGCCGCCGGUGCUGCCGGAGCCAAGAAGAACAAGGCCAAGAAGAACAACGGUGGCGCUGCCAACAACGGAACUGCCAACGCCGCCGACGGCGCUGCGGCUGGCGGAAAGAAGGCCAAGGCUGCAAAGGGUAACGCCGCUGCCAAGAAGAACAACGGAGCCGACAACGCAGCUGGCGGCGCGGCUGCUGGUGGUGCCGCCGGUGGUGCCGCUGGAGGUGCUGCGAACAACGGAACCGCGAACGCUGGUGGCAAGAAGAAGAACGGCAAGAACGGCAAGAAGAACAACGCUGCUGGAGGCGCCGCUGCGAAGAACAACCAGGCAGCCGACGGCAACAACAUCCUCUCUUCCAUCCUCGAGAGCAUUGGUGGAGGCGCUGCAGGCGGAAACGCUGCCAACGGUGGUGCCAACAAGGCCCAGGCUGACCCUCUCGCCCUUCUCAGCGGUCUUCUCGGACGUGACGAGGAGUCAGCCGACCUGGAACAGCGCGAAGAGCAUGACCUGGCUGAGCGUGACGACCACGAGCUUGUCCAGCGCGACGAGGAGGAAGCCGAUCUGGAGUAA